Messenger RNA from Bombina bombina (fire-bellied toad), 1529 nucleotides. Its product is annotated as capping protein, Arp2/3 and myosin-I linker protein 2-like. NCBI's taxonomy places the organism in Eukaryota, Metazoa, Chordata, Amphibia, Anura, Bombinatoridae. Bases 1 to 837 code for a protein of 278 amino acids. The transcript is spliced from 7 exons. The record is from RefSeq and is a predicted model, not a curated record.
AUGAGGAUCUAUGUAGUGAGCUCCAAAAACAAAGAUGGAGAAAUAAAAAAGGCUGGCUCAGAAGGUGAUAUUGUUGAUAACUCAUCUGAGUCACCUCCUCCUGCAAUGAAGGUUCGGACUCACUCUAUGUCUACAGCAGAGAGAGUGACUCCCAAAGUGGCUGAACCAAUCAGGAACCCAGUAGAAGAAAGGCUGAUCUGGAAGGACCUCGGAAAACAGUUGAACGCAGAACUAAAAGGCAGAUGUCAAGAGAUAAAUUCCUCUCCCCGGAGGUCCUUGGUCAUCUUGGAACACACUGAAUCUCUACCAGAGAGGAAGUCAGAGGACAGUUGGAGUCUCCCAGGGUUAGAAAGAAGCUCUCCUGUUCCUUCACCCAGUCGUUUCAUCUAUUUAGAAGACACUUCAGAAUCAAAGAAUAAAUCUUCAGAGAUGUUUGGAAAUGAUGAACAUCUGCUUAAACCUCGGCUCCGUCUGAAACAGUUUCAGAAUCGCAGAGCCAUCUCAGCACAUGAAGAACAGCUCAGGAACCAAGGGUAUACGUCCGAACUUGAGAGUGUAAAACUCCCUCUUGCUCGGCUGCAGAGAUCUCCAGUAAUGAAGCUGAAACAAAGAAUUGAAUCCUCCAAUUUGCAAACAAGCAGUGCGACAAAGGUUAACCUGGAAACAGAAGGAUCUGAUAAGCGCGAGCAAGAAAAGAAAGUGGCUCUCGCAGAGUCCCCACUAGCUGCAAAACCUGAUGGGAAUGUAACACAAACCCCUGUAGAGACUGCACAAAAUACAGCCAUAGACCAAAGAACUGAGAUAUUAUCAAGCCAGCAACCCUCUGAAAAUAACUGAGGAUAAAAGGUUGUCCUAAUGAUUUUAUUCCCAGGGGAUAUUUUGGUAACAAUACACCUGGGCUGGAGGUUUAAUCACCAAAGAUUGGCAGUUGUGAAUCUCUAGUGAGUAACCUCAACAACUGAAAGGUGCAGUCUCUAGUAUGAUCAGUACAGGAAAAGUGCAUAUUUUUUUCAAUGGAUACAACUGAUGAAACUUUUUAUUUUAACCCUCUGCUUCUGAGCUCAGCACAGCUGGUGGUUUGGAAUAAAAGUGCAAGGCUGUAGAUGACCCUGAAUCCCAGCAUCAAACCUCUUUAGGAAGCUAUCUUUAACUGUACUGUGUCAUUAGAUUGUAAGCUCUCUGGGGGAUUGGUAUUGCUGUUCUCUGCAAACUGUGCACAUUAACAGUGCUCUUGAAGGAAACUGUAUUAUGUAUAUGGAUUUAUCUCUAUCAGAGCUGUCUAUCUUACACCCUAGGAACCACAAAGGGACACUCCACUUUCAAACACUUUCUGGUCCUUCCCUUGUUACGAUCAAAUACUGUUCUUUUCUUACACUGGGAGUUAUCUUCCAGAAUUUUGAUUUAAAAACAGCAAUAUUAUUCUUUAAAGGGACAAUGAAGUCAGAAUUAAGAGUCAUGGUUUAGAUAGAGCAUUUCAUUUAAAUACAAAUUCCAAUUUACUUCUAUUAUUAAUUUUGCUUCAUUCUCUU